AUGCCGACAGCCGGAUAUUUUUGUGAAAGUAAUUUUGGUUGGGAAGGAAUAUAUUAUUUAAUGGCUAUUUUAACUUUAAUAUUUACAAUUGUUUUCUUUUUUAUUUUUCGUGGUUGUCCUUCUGAACAUCCAUGGAUAUCUGAAAUUGAAUUAAAACAAAUUGAAUUUGGAAAAACUGAAAAAGAAAUGAGAGAAAAUAAAAAGCAACAAAACCCCCCAUAUUUUAAAAUAUUAACUGAUUGGACAAUUUGGUUAUUAUUUUUAGGAUUUUUUUGUGAUGAAAUUGCUUUUCAAUUUAUUUCAGAACUUGGGCCAUAUUAUUUAAAUAAAGUUCUGGGUAUAAGUAUUGCCGGUACUGGAUAUUUCUCGGCAAUUCCCUAUUUACUUUCUUUAAUUACAAAAUUAUUAAUUGGCCCAAUUAAUGAUAAAUUACUUUCGAAAAUAUUUAGUGAACAAUUUAGAACUAAAUUAUUUGCUGCUAUAUCUCAAUAUGGAAUUUGUAUAUCAAUGGCUGGUUUAGCUUUUAUUCCUCUUUUAAGUUCAUCUCUUUGGUUAAUUUUACCUUUCUUUUCAAUUUUAAAUAUUUUUACUGGAUUUAAUUUUCUUGGAUUUUUUCGAUAUUCACAAAAAAUAUCUGCAAAACAUUCAGAAUUACUCAUUUCUUGGAUUAAUAUAGUAAUAAGCAUUGUCCCUCUAAUCCUCCCAGGAAUUGUUGCAGCCGCGGCGCCAAAUGAUACAAUUAAACAAUGGACAAAUAUAUUUUUAACAAUUUCAAUUCUUGUAUUUAUUUCAAUAACUAUUUUUAUGUUAUUUGCAAAAUCUAAACCAAGAAAAUGGGCUUUAGAAAUAAAUGAUAAUAAAAUAAUUGAAGAAAAAUAA
This is a messenger RNA of Meloidogyne enterolobii, 879 nucleotides long. The record is from the annotation of a GenBank genome assembly. Lineage: Eukaryota; Metazoa; Nematoda; Chromadorea; Rhabditida; Meloidogynidae.